Molecule: messenger RNA, 1107 nt
Organism: Anthostomella pinea
Lineage: Eukaryota; Fungi; Ascomycota; Sordariomycetes; Xylariales; Xylariaceae
Source: the annotation of a GenBank genome assembly
AUGCCUUCGUCACCCUCCUCCGACGUCGGAGAGCCCUUGGAGUCCCGGUCGCAGAUGCAAUCGCCUACUCAAGUCGAUGCCAGGAUUCCAACCAUGCUCGAGAAUCAGCCUAUUGAGCUGCGCAAGAUGAUCCUCGCAUUCCUUCCCGAUACAGAGUCGCUUGCGGCCGCUGUGCUUUCCUGUCAAGCAAUGAAGAAUGCUUUCACUGAGUCGUCAGCUCUCAUUCUGGCGCGUGUGCGGCUCAACCAGAUGGACUCUGCUACCCUUCGUUUCGCUACCAUGGCUAUCGAAUGCGAAUCUGUUCCAGUCCAAUGCCCAAGAAGUGUGAGCAUCUUUGUCAAUGCACAAAGCUCCUUAGGCAAACCCAAACACAAACCACUCCCUUGGGCAUUUUCCAACAGCUAUAUUCUACGCCUCUCCGAAAUGCAUCACGUUGUCGAGAGAAUCAGUCUACGGAUUCAAGCAUUCGCUUUGACACAGGCACCGGGAUACCCUUCACCAUUCACUGGGCCCCUAUCCCGCGAGGAGAAAGGCAGAUUCAACCGAGCAUUGUAUCUCUAUCACAUCCAAUCUGUUCUUUUCCCUGCGAUCCAUUGCGAAUGGGACAACACAGCUUGGCGAGGAGAGUUUCUGUCUUAUUUCAGUUUACUGGAGCUGUUCCAGCUAGAGGCUGUGUACGAUACUCUUAGUAUUCUGUGCCAGACUGCAUACCAAACUCUAGGACUUCCGUCAAUCUACGCUCCUCCAACGUUUCACGAAUGUCCCUAUGCCCAACGCUGCACGGUCACAAUCCUCGACGACUUCAUCUCAACAGUUGGGUUGCCCAAGCUUCUUCGAGUCCUCGACAGAUCAAUUGACCCAACAUUUCUCCUAUGGGAUCUUGAAACCAUCAAAGAAUACCGCCUAUCAGGUGAAAAGCCAGUUGAUGUGAGACAUCGCGAACAACAUGUGCGGUCGUGGCAAAUCGAGAGCUUCUCGUCCAAGAGGUCCAACAUAGGUAUGGAGCUUGUCUUUACCUAUAGUAUCUCGUCGAAUAUGGAGGAUCUGUACGGUGAUAAAGAGAGGGGAGUUCUGGGAUUUGGGCCUAGAGUUUUUCUGGGAUUUUGA